Molecule: messenger RNA, 1086 nt
Organism: Babesia ovata
Lineage: Eukaryota; Apicomplexa; Aconoidasida; Piroplasmida; Babesiidae
Product: ubiquinol-cytochrome c, putative
Exons: 2
Coding region: 1-1086 (361 amino acids)
Source: RefSeq, a predicted model, not a curated record
AUGUGUCAGCUGGCGAGUUGCUCCUCCCGUUGGAUUCUACGCGGCAGAUGGCUGCUUCACAGCGCCGCGGCGCCCUGCCGCGGCGCUGUCGUUCCUCCAGGCGCCAUCCACUCCCUCUGCCGCCCUUAUGUGCGGGAUGUGCGCCAUUUGUUGAGCGCAUUGUCCGACAAUAGCUUCCCAGCCGCCCCUGCCAUCGGCAACGUUGAGGGUACUGUUCGCUACUCAUCCGUUGAGUCUAAACGCUUUGCAGACAGUGUUACCGUCGCUACUUCUGCCGAUUCAACAGCAGUUACGCCAACGGACUCUCCCGAAGAGUAUUGCAACGAGAUCCUGUCUGACCCUCUGUCCGAUGUGAGCGUGGAGGAGAGCGCCCGGUUCGUCGUGCCGUUCCCAAACAGCGAUCGACCACAUCUGCUAGAGGUCAUAACUCGCCCUUUCAGGAAGAACUACACGUUCGGCGCUGCCUCUAUCAUGCUGCACCUGUGCGUGGAGCGCCUCGAGAACGAGGAGCUGACGGAAGCGUUCGAGAUCGGCCCGGGGUUCAACCGCCGUGCGUACCUGCUGUUUUUGCACGUGUGGCUGCUGCAUAGGCGAGCAAUGAAGGAGUGCCCGCUGGGCAUCCUGCUGGACCGGUACCUGUUCCGCUGCGCGUUUGAGCUGCUGGGAGAGUGGCUGACCAUGCGCGGCGUGGCGGAACACCGUUUCAAGCGCGAGCGCGAGAACUGCCAGGCGUUCAUGAUGAAGUUCCUGGUCGAGCUGGACCAGUGCACUCUGGACGAGGAGCUGUACGCUUUCCUUUCGCGUGCCCUGUUGCCGUACGUGCCUGCGGGGCAGUCGGCGAUAAUCGUUUCAGGCGCACAUGCACCUGACCGCGACGUUAGGAUCCACCGUGCAGUCUCUUGUGAAGUCGAGCAGCGGCACUCACGCGUCGAACCUGGGAUUCGUUUCUGGACAUGUUCCGUGAGAUGUUUGCACAGCGACUUGAAUCCGCCGCGGCUGUUUUUUUCCAUGAUAUUCUGUAACAAGUUACUGCUACCUUCCGUAGCAGCGUUUUGUGCACCUACUGAUGGCGCGUUAAUGUCAUGA